AUGGAGAAGUCGAAGGACGUUGAGGCCGGCAAGGGCCCAUCAUCAAUCCCUCACUGGCGCUUGGUAUUUGAUCAAGGCCUUGUAACUGAUGAGGUUAUGAAUUGGAAAUAUGCUGGUUCUGGAACGGACGAGGACCCGUACGUGGUCAAUUGGAUCGACAACGAUCCCCGCAACCCGAUGCUGUUUUCGAAAGUCAAGAAGUGGUUCCUUACAGCCCUGGUCGCCAUCGCAACACUUGCGGUCGCCUUUGUGUCUUCCGCAUACUCUGGAGGUAUCAGAGAGAUCCUGGCAGAGUUCGGUGCUUCGCAGGAAGUUGGCAUUUUGGGUGUCUCCCUCUUCGUUUUAGGAUUUGCCGUUGGCCCUCUAUUGUGGGCACCGCUUUCUGAAAUCUUUGGUCGUCAAGUCCUUUUUGUCACCACUUACGGUGGCUUGACAGCUUUCAACGCUGGUGCAGUUGGCUCCAACUCCAUGGCAACUCUGAUCGUUCUCCGAUUCUUUGCUGGUGCAAUUGGCUCGUCUCCUCUUACCAAUGCUGGUGGUGUCAUCGCCGACAUGUUCUCGGCUCAAGAGAGAGGUUUGGCUAUGACUCUUUUCGCCGCAGCUCCUUUCAUGGGACCCGUUCUUGGACCUAUCGUCGGAGGGUUUGUUGGCCAGACCGUUGGCUGGAGAUGGGUAGAGGGUGUUAUGGCAAUCUUUACUGGUGUCCUCUGGAUCAUCGGCUCGCUUCUCAUUCCCGAGACCUACCCUCCCGUCCUUCUCCGCAAGCGCGCUGCAAAGAUGUCCAAGAUGACCGGCAAAGUCUACCGCAGCAAGGGCGACGUCGACCAAGGUCCCACUACUUUCGGCAAAGUCUUCUCGACCUCGCUUCUCCGUCCCUGGGUUCUACUCUUCCGCGAGCCCAUCGUCUUUCUUCUUUCCAUCUACAUGGCCAUUAUCUACGGUACUCUGUACAUGCUGUUUGCCGCCUUCCCUAUCGUCUACCAGCAAGGUCGUGGCUGGAGCCAGGGUAUCGGUGGUCUCGCUUUCCUUGGUGUCGCUGUGGGUAUGCUCAUGGCUGUCGCAUACUCUGUCUGGGACAACAAGCGUUACGUCAAGGUUUCUACUGAGAACCAAGGCUUCGCUCCCCCUGAGGCUCGUCUUCCUCCCUGCAUCCUCGGUGGUAUCUGCUUGCCUAUCGGACUUUUCUGGUUCGCCUGGACCAAUUCGCCCUCGAUCCACUUCAUGGCCUCGAUCGCUGCUGGUGUACCUUUCGGUUUCGGCAUGGUUCUCGUCUUCUUGGGCAUUAUGAAUUAUCUCAUCGAUGCCUACACGAUCUUCGCUGCCUCGGUCCUUGCAGCAAACUCGGUCUUGCGUUCGCUCUUCGGUGCCGCCUUCCCCCUGUUCACGUCACAAAUGUAUGACAACCUUGGAAUUCACUGGGCAUCGACUAUUCCUGCUUUCCUGGCUCUUCUCUGUGUUCCCAUGCCUUUCCUCUUCUAUAAGUUCGGACCCAAAAUUCGCGAGAACUGCAAAUACGCCAAACAGUCGAUGGAAUUCAUGCGCAACAUGCAGAAGCAGAUGGCAGGAGGCGAAAGCAAGGAAGAUGAGGAGAAGGAAGAGCAAGAGGCCUUUGACUACUCAUACGAAUCUGAGUCUCACGGUGACGCCGAGACCCCCAAAUUCGAGGAGAUCAAAACUGGCAACGACAGCCAAGGACUUGGGGGUGCCAGAUUGUCUCGCACUUCGACCUACGAGCACUCGCCCUACGACAUUGACCGCGUCAACACGAGAGAGUCGUUCACCAAGCCUCGUUCCAGAGCAUCCAGUCUUCGUCGCGGUGCUUAG
Aureobasidium pullulans EXF-150 is the source of this 1824-nucleotide messenger RNA. RefSeq names its product synaptic vesicle transporter. The record is from RefSeq and is a predicted model, not a curated record. Gene Ontology annotation, biological process: transmembrane transport. NCBI's taxonomy places the organism in Eukaryota, Fungi, Ascomycota, Dothideomycetes, Dothideales, Saccotheciaceae. The transcript is spliced from 4 exons. Gene Ontology annotation, molecular function: transmembrane transporter activity. The coding region runs from base 1 to 1824 and encodes 607 amino acids.